AUGUGGGCGGGGCCUCCUUCUCACAGCGGUCCUCCUGGUUCAUACCUCACUCUCUUCGUCGCAGACAUGAAGAUGCUUGCAGAUCAGCUGACGGUGGCGGCGCUGGGACGGCCGUUCAAACUCGGGAUGUUGUAUGACGCGCGGCGAGAUCAGCUGAUCGAAGGCAGUUCUCUGUGGUCUCCAACACAUCUGCAGACUCUGACUCACACAAGUCCUCAUCCGUACAGUCGCGCUAUCAUCACAGAGUCGGACUCCACGCAGGAGAAGACCUUCCAGCUGGAGAUGGACGCGUCUCUGAAGGCCAGCGUCAUGGCCGGCUUCGUGGAGGGGAGCGGAUCCGCCAGAUAUCUGUACGAAAAAAAGUCAUUCAAGAGCCAGAGCCGAGUGACGCUGCACUACAAGGCCACAACACACCUCAAGCAGCUGGGGCUGAGGGCAGAGGACAUCCAGGAGCUCCAGGGCAGAAUCCAGGAGAGGAAGGCUAGAGAGGAGAAAGAGGAGAGAGAGGAGAAAGAGGAGAGAGAGGAGAAAGAGGAGAGAGAGGAGAAAGAGGAGAGAGAGGAGAGAGAGGUCAGAGAGGAGAAAGAGGAGAGACAGGUCAGAGAGGAGAAAGAGGAGAGCGAGGUCAGAGAGGAGAAAGAGGAGAGAGAGGAUAGAGAGGCCAGAGAGGAAAGAGGGUACAGAGGGGACAUGAUUGACUACCAGAUGCUUGACAUGGCGACACAUGUGGUCACCGCAAUAGAGUACGGCGCCAACACGUUCUUCUUGUUCGACAGUCAGCUGCUGCAGGCCAGUGAGGUCACAGAGUUUACCAUGAAGGUCAGAGUGGUGGUCCACCUUCUCUUCUGGUCCGUGAACUUCAAUUAUGAGACAAGCCUCACUGAGGAACAGAAGUCCAUAGUUAAAAAUCUCACGGUGACGUUUAACUCUGACUUCCUUCUGGAGAACGUCCCGAGCACGGUCUUAGAGGCCUUAGAGAUGUACAAGCAGCUGACGCAGCUGUUAGGGGAGAAGUGGGAGAACGCGGUCCCAGUGAGGGUCUGGAUGCUGCCACUGGGAGCUGUGGUCAAGUCUGAGCAGACCACCAGAGCCAUCAGAUCUCCUCUCAAGGACAUGAGUGUAGGGUUAGUGUUGGAGGCCGAGAACACUCUGGAGGAGCUGUCCGACGUCCAGCUCAGAUGUAAGGACAGUCUUACUUCCAGAGCGGUGGGGAAGUUCCCUCAGCUUAAACAUCAGCUGCUCACCUUCCACAAACUUUGUCAACAUUACUGGGCAGAGCUGCAGAGGGAGAUGGCAGAGAUGUGUCCUGCCAUCAGAGAAGGAACCCUAGACGAGAGCGCUCUGAGAGAAGUGUUUGAGAAAAGAGACAGCUCCGCCUUCAGUCAGGACAAACUCACUCAGUGGCUGCAGGACAUGGAGCGAGAGAUCAAUGUGAUAGACUCCAUCUUAGACAUCUUGGCCCCAGAGCCGCCCCAAGACGAGAAGGUCUUCCUCAAAUCCAAGAGCGACUACCAUAGAGCAAAGAAGGAGGACUCGAAAGGCACAGUGUUGUCCACUCAGUCUGAGGUGGACCAGCUGGUGCUGGCCCCUGGAGAUGAUGUCCGUGUGGGCUACAUCUUCACCAGUGUGCAGAGCUCGGACCCUCAGCUGGAGGAGAUGGAGAAAAACCUUAACAUGCUGAAGAGAAGGGAACAGUAUGAGCUGCAGAGCAGAGAGACAGGGGCAGAAAAGCAGUGGUUCUACAGAGAUGAUGUUUUCACCGACAUGAGGUGCAAGGCUAAAGCUCUGACCCAAACCCCGACCUUUGCGUUUGUCGCAGCAAAACACAACGACAGUGAGAUCGGAGCGAUGCAGGUGAAGUACAGGAAUGGGGUUUUGUUUAGUGAGUAG
Knipowitschia caucasica is the source of this 1890-nucleotide messenger RNA. The record is from the annotation of a GenBank genome assembly. NCBI's taxonomy places the organism in Eukaryota, Metazoa, Chordata, Actinopteri, Gobiiformes, Gobiidae.